Dermacentor silvarum is the source of this 577-nucleotide messenger RNA. RefSeq lists its product as uncharacterized. The record is from RefSeq and is a predicted model, not a curated record. Lineage: Eukaryota; Metazoa; Arthropoda; Arachnida; Ixodida; Ixodidae. The transcript has 2 exons. Bases 161 to 544 code for a protein of 127 amino acids. Gene Ontology annotation, molecular function: oxidoreductase activity.
CACUCCUUCUCCCAUGUAACUAAACUGCUGUCUAGCACAAACAAAAGUGAAACGUGUAGCCCGAGACUGAAUUAGGCGGGUCGCUUAGGCAACAUUGCAGCGGUAAAUUGCCUUCAACUGCAGUGAGACUGUGUAUCCAGAAAUUGCGACAUCAGGUUAAAUGGCAGUGACCACAGUAGCAGAUAUCCAGCGCAUGGCAGAGGCCAAGAUGGAGGAAGGCGCGAAGACAUACAUCGCCAUCGGGGCAGGUGAUGGACAGACCCUCAGGGAGAACAUCGAAGCCUUCAAGAGGAUACGCUUCCGGCCGCGGAUUUUCGUGGACGUGGAAAAAGUGAACACCACGACCUCCAUCCUGGGCCGUGCAGUCUCCUUCCCAGUGGGGCUGUCUCCGUCAGCGGCUCACAAGUUGGUAAACCCUGCAGGAGAGAUCGGCUGUGCUCAAGGCAAGGCCUCAAAUUGUGUCGUCUGCACCUCUCGAUUUGUGACUUUUUCGGUGAAGACUUCUUCUUUCCUAUGCUGCGACCUUUCGGCUAGUGGUGUUUAGGAUAAAGGGAAUCAUAUCGCUGACAACUCUAUG